CCUUUGCCUUUGGCUUUGAUAUGCCUGCCUAAAAAUUGCAGAAACAUUAUCAUAUCCUGUCUACUUCUGGAAGUAAGUUGGUACAAUGAACGCGUAGUUGUCGUUGAAGAGAAGGAUAUGAGCUUCUUCGCCAGCCUUAGUCGCUCUGUUCUGGGUGCGGCCAGUGGCCUCGGGACGAAUGGAGCUGCGAAAGUCACCGAGGAUGUCGAUCGUUUGUGCGAUCGCCUUGCAUCUUCCUCGCUGGUGUCUGACAGACGUGAAGCCGUUGCUGAUUUGAAAGCCCUGGCAAAGACGAACCGCCUGGAAGUGGGCACGCAGGCCCUGGGACCCCUGAUCGCCGCGUUGCGCCGGGAUCGCAGUGACCCGGAGCUCUGCUGUGCAAUUCUGGAGACAAUGGCUUCGGUGGUGGAAAUUCCCACUGGGCAGGGUGAAAAGGAUGACGACGCCGCUGCGAUCGCCACAAGGUCAACCGAAGCCCUGGCCAAGCGGCAGGACAACAUUUCGUUGAUCAUGGAAAUAGUGGAGGAGUACUCGUUCCAGGUACGCUGGGCAACUGUCAAGCUACUGACCGCACUGAUCGCGGCCAAGGCUGCGAGAAUGCAGGAAUGCAUCCUGGCAUGUCCGAUGGGAGUGUCGCGCCUUAUGGACCUGCUGUCGGACAGCCGCGAGAUCAUACGCAACGACGCUCUACUGCUGCUGAAAGAGCUGACGCGCGGCAACGACCAGGUACAGGGCAUCGUGGCGUUCGAGAGUGGCUUUGAUCGCAUCCUGGACAUUAUAGCCGAGGAAGGUGCAAGUGACGGUGGCAUCGUGACUGAAGAUUGUAUCGAUUUGCUGUCCAAUCUUCUCUUGGCACACUCCCGGAACCAAACGCUCUUCCUGGAGGGCAACCAGCUGCAGAAACUGUUGCCGUUCUUCAGUCUGGAGAAGCCGGAGGACGGCGCGUGGCCGGCGCAGAAAGUAAGCAACCUGGUGGCAAUGCUCAAGGUGCUGCGCUGCCUGGUGACGCCGAGCGGCAGCCUGCUGCCACUGGCGCAGCGGACACUGGCUUCGAGUCGCCUGCUGCUGGCCCUGUGUGGCAUGAUGCUGUCGCCGGGCCUGCAGCUGGACGUGCUGACGGAGGCGAUCGGCACGGUGGCCGAGUGCAUUCGCGGCUGCGCGGCCAGCCAGUCAGCGUUUGCCAACGUCCAGGUGCAGGUGCGCGGUGGCAGCCCGCCGUGUUCUGCCGUGCUCAGCGUCAUCAUGUCGCUGGUGUCGGAGAAGCAGUGCCUGCGCCUGCGCCUGGCCACGCUCUAUUGCCUGCAAGCGUUCUUGCUGGACAACCAGGCCAGCCAGAAGCACCUAGUGGCCAGUAUGUUGCCCGGUAAUAACAGCGGCGGUGGUAGUGGUGUGUCGGCGGGGGCAUUGCUCUGCGGCGGCCUGAUGAGCGCGGACCCGCUGGUGGCCUGGUGCUCCGGCGCCGCUCUCUGCUCGGUGGUGGUGCACUCGGCGCAGAAGGAAGCGCUGCUCGACGUGCACAUUGGCAUGGCUGCCGGCGGCGCUCCCGUCGCCCUGCUCCCGCAGACUGCAGUGCUGGCGUGCAGCCGACAGCUCAGCCUCACGCACCGCCUCGCCUGCUUCUCGCUACUCUGCUGCUGGCUGCACGAGUGUCCGCGCGGCAUUGCCGCUCUGAUCCGCUCCGGCUCGGCGUUGCGCGUGCUCGUGUCCGGCCUUGACAUGCCGCCGGAUGCCGGCGACAAGGACGAGGCGCAGCAAGAGUGUGAUCGCGUGUUGCGUAACAUGAUGGCCUUUCUGCUGGGUAUUUGCAUACUGUAUGAGCCACAGGGUGUUGCUGAAGAGAGUGUCCGCCAUGCCCUGUUACAGCGACACAGCGCCGACUAUGUGGUGGAGGCCAUCAGCAACCUGGCGCAGUCGGAGGUCUUCCUGAGAGCUGGCCGAGGCCCGCAGCCGCGCUUUGACCGCGAGAGCGACGUCCUGUACAGCUACCAGCUGGUGUCCUUGUACCGUCAAACCGUGGACGACAUUACGGCAAAGGUCAGGGGCAAGGAGAGGUCACGUCCGGAAGGUACACCGCCGCCUUCGCCGGCCAAGUCCCCGUCGCAAGCAGCCACCGCCGCCGAUGUCAGCACUCAACAGGAACACGAAGCCGUCCUCCUCUCCUACAAGGAGCUCAUACGACAGCAGGAUGGACAAAUAUCUACCCUUAAGCAGCAACUGCAGGGUUUGAGUCAGGAGUGUGAUCGCAUUCGCCAGGAACGUGACGCAUUAGCCAAUCAGCUUGAGCAGCGGACCAAGGAGCUGCAGGACUUCCGUCAGCCGGCCGAGACAGCAGGUCACUUGCUGCACAGUUCUACUGAGAUGGCACAGGAGCUGCAGGAGCUACGACACAACAUGGCCAUGAUGCAGGAAGCCAGUGUUGAGUGGCAAAACCGUGUUGCUGGCCGCGACGAGAGAAUCGCCAUGCUGGAGGAUCAGCUCAGGCAGCAUCAUCAUCAACAGCAACAACAACAACAACAACAACGGCAACGGCAGCAACAGGGUGACAGUGCGAGGAGUGCUUCGCAGGCUGAGCCCUCGCGUCAACCUGCGGCUGCUACUGUGGAUGGUGAUCCACAGCCGCAGCCGGCAUCCGCGGAAGACACUACCGGUGCUGGAGACGUGUCUGAACUAGUUGCUGUCACUAACAGUCAGUCUGCUCUGCCAUUGCAGAGUGACGGCGGCAGUACAGGUGGCCCAACCGAGGACAAAGAUGCCAGGGAAGGUCGACAGCUGCAACAACCACCACAGCAUCCACAGCAGCAGCAGCAGCCACCGCAACAAAGACCACACAGCGCCCAGCAGCAGAUGCAAGCACCCUUGCCUGCUGCAACAGUCGGUGCGUUCUCUUCCCCUCAGCCCCAGCCUUUCCAAUGGAGUCAAACCACCGCCACACCAACUACUCACCUGUUCCCCGCACACAGUAUCCCACAGGCACAGCAGCCGCUUAAUGCCCAACCCGUAUCCGCUUUCACCUCACAGCCACCACUGCCAGCUACAGUCACAGCUACAUCACACCAGCCCGCACAUUCGUCCUACCAGCAGGGCCCCGGGCAGCCCUUCUCGGCGUACGGUGCAUCGCCGAUCGUCCGGCCCGCUCUGCCACACGCCUUUGUGCCAGUCAGUGGGCAGCAGCAGGCUCAGCCUGCAGCACAUCACGUACCCCCUGCAGUCCAACAGCCCGUAGCGAACCCCGCCCUGGAGCCAUUUGACACAGGUCGUUUGGCCUCAUUGCGUCUAGACAGCAGUAGUCCAGAAGCUCAGUAUUGAAGCCAUUCGUUACCUAUUUUGUUUUAGUCUAUUUUCAACUCCUUUCCUCUUUCGUGUGGAAGGGACAUUUUAUGAAAUAUCUUCCUUGGUGGUGACAUCAAGUUCGCUAUCUCUGCUUUAUCUUAUGUACAUCCGUGCGCCCGUCCGAUGUUGCCGUACCACUUUAAGUAUAUGUUUCAAUAGUUUUCUUUUCAAACCUCACGGUGCUGACCCGCAGUAUACAUUCCUGGCCCAUCUGCUUAGCCGUUUGCCCUCGCCAGCUAGCAAAUCUCUGUUGUUUCCCCCAAAUGGUCGGCUGGUCCGACCGAAGCUCGCUGUUGUCUGCACCAGCCAUUUUAUUUUACAGCGUUUCAGUAGUAGUUCUGUAGCAUUGGACAGCAUGCAUGUCAUGCACAUUUCUGUUUUAAGAAGACAAUUCCAGCACACUCAA
Sycon ciliatum is the source of this 3736-nucleotide messenger RNA. RefSeq names its product general vesicular transport factor p115-like. Gene Ontology annotation, biological process: intracellular protein transport; vesicle fusion with Golgi apparatus; transcytosis. The transcript has 6 exons. Lineage: Eukaryota; Metazoa; Porifera; Calcarea; Leucosolenida; Sycettidae. The coding region runs from base 118 to 3306 and encodes 1062 amino acids. Gene Ontology annotation, cellular component: Golgi membrane; cytoplasm; endoplasmic reticulum. The record is from RefSeq and is a predicted model, not a curated record.